Messenger RNA from Artibeus jamaicensis (Jamaican fruit-eating bat), 292 nucleotides. RefSeq names its product barrier-to-autointegration factor-like. The record is from RefSeq and is a predicted model, not a curated record. NCBI's taxonomy places the organism in Eukaryota, Metazoa, Chordata, Mammalia, Chiroptera, Phyllostomidae. Gene Ontology annotation, molecular function: DNA binding. The coding region runs from base 23 to 292 and encodes 89 amino acids. The transcript has a single exon.
CUGUCGGUUAACUCUGAUCAAGAUGACAACCUCCCAAAAGCACAGAGAAUUCGUGGCAGAGCCCAUGGGGGAAAAGCCAGUGGGGAGCCUGGCUGGAAUUGGUGAAGUCCUGGGCAAGAAGCUGGAGGAAAGGGGCUUUGACAAGGCCUAUGUGGUCCUUGGCCAGUUUCUGGUGCUAAAGAAAGAUGAAGACCUCUUCCGGGAAUGGCUAAAGGGCACAUGUGGUGCCAAUGCCAAGCAGUCCCAGGACUGCUGCCGGUGCCUUCAAGAGUGGUGUGACACCUUCCUGUGA